Emiliania huxleyi CCMP1516 is the source of this 501-nucleotide messenger RNA. RefSeq lists its product as hypothetical. The transcript has 2 exons. The record is from RefSeq and is a predicted model, not a curated record. Gene Ontology annotation, molecular function: structural constituent of ribosome. NCBI's taxonomy places the organism in Eukaryota, Haptophyta, Isochrysidales, Noelaerhabdaceae. The coding region runs from base 1 to 420 and encodes 139 amino acids. Gene Ontology annotation, biological process: translation. Gene Ontology annotation, cellular component: cytosolic large ribosomal subunit; ribosome.
AUGGCGAACGUGUCAGCUGAGCUGUUGUGGCCGAUGGUGCGGGACACCUCGUGCUUUGCGGUCAAGCGCAAGGUGCCCGGCCGCAGUGGGAUGGGCAAGGCGGGCCCGCGCUUCACGACGGAGCCCAACAAUGUGUCUGGCGUCAACUCUUUCAAGUACUCGGGGCUUGUGAACGCCAAGACGGUGUCGCUGGAGGAGGCGGAGAAGGGCGUGACGCUUGUGAAGAAGGUGCGCAAGGCCGACCGGCUGAACAAGCCCAACAAGAUGUACAACAAGGUUUCGCUGACGAAGGAUUUCCGGCGUGUCGCCAGCGCGAUCAAAAAGGAGACGGGUGACAACUUCUACCGGCCCGACCUGACCAAGGCGGCGCUCGCCAAGUGGAGCCUUAUCCACAAGGCGCAGAAGCGCGGCAAGGCCUAGAGCGGGCAGUGUUGUUUGCGCGCGGGUUGUUUUGGGGCUUUCACCUCUGUCAUUUUGAGUUGCCGAGACGCGAGAGAGAUA